GUCCCCUCCAAACCCUCGCCGCCGAUGGCCGGCGGCUCCUCCUCCCCCUCGCCGGCCUCCGCGCUCAUCCAGGUCCGCUGCGCGGGCUGCCGCGGCGUCCUCGCCGUCGCCCCCGGCAUGACGGAGUUCAUCUGCCCCAAGUGCCAGAUGGCGCAGCGGCUGCCCCCGCAGCUCAUGCCCAAUCCCUCCUCCUCCACGCCUUCCCCGCCCAAAUCCUCCGCCGCCCCCGCCCCCGCCCUCCCCGCUCCGCCGCAGCCCCGGAAGCGGGCGUCGCAGGCGGCACAGACGUCGCAGGCGCAUGGGGUGGACCCCACGAAGAUCCAGCUCCCCUGCGUGCGCUGCCAGGCCGUCCUCAACGUGCCCCACGGCCUAACCAACUUCCGCUGCCCGCAGUGCGGGGUCGACCUCGCCGUGGACCUCUCCAAGCUCCAGAACUUCCUCACCGCCGCCAGCAACGGCGCGCCCCCAGCGUCAGUCCCCGUGCCCCCGACGUUCCUCCCGGUGUUGCCGCCAGGCAUGCCGCAGCCGCCACAGCUGGUUGCUGUCACGACAACAGUCCCUAUUGGGCUGCCCACCACAGAGCCGCCCGAGGAGAUCAAUGAGGUUGCAAUUGAUGUUGAGCGCGAUGAAGAUGAAGGUGGUACCGUCGGCGAAACUUUCACUGACUAUAGGCCUCCCAAACUAUCUCUUGGUCUGCCUCAUCCGGAUCCGGUAGUAGAGACUUCUUCGCUGUCAGCUGUACAACCUCCUGAACCGACUUAUGAGUUGAACAUCAUGGAUGAGUUGGAUCAAACUAAGACAUUAUCUUGCUUACAAAUCGAGACAAUAGUUUAUGCUUGUCAGCGGCACCUUCAUCAUCUCCCUACUGGUGAUAGAGCAGGUUUUUUUGUUGGUGAUGGUGCUGGUGUUGGUAAGGGCCGGACAAUUGCUGGAUUAAUCUGGGAAAAUUGGCAACAGGGAAGGCAUAAGGCAGUGUGGGUAUCGGUUGGUUCUGACUUGAAGUAUGAUGCUCGAAGAGAUUUAGAUGAUGUUGGUGCAAAAUGCGUGCAAGGUAUGGAACCUAUUAAAUUGAAUGACAUAUCACCUCGAGUCAAUGCCAUCUGCAUUGCACCAACUGUGUGUGACCCCUGCGGAUCUACAUGAUAGCAUCUUGAACUG
Molecule: messenger RNA, 1158 nt
Organism: Triticum aestivum (bread wheat)
Lineage: Eukaryota; Viridiplantae; Streptophyta; Magnoliopsida; Poales; Poaceae
Product: protein FORGETTER 1
Biological process (GO): regulation of DNA-templated transcription
Cellular component (GO): nucleus
Molecular function (GO): chromatin DNA binding; histone binding
Source: RefSeq, a predicted model, not a curated record